UAAGCUAAUUCGUUUGUUUACGAGUCAAAUGUGAUUUGUGAAAUCAUCUGUAGUGUGUUGCUAUCCUUUCGUUUUGUACCAUCUGUAAGAACUUUCUUUUAUUUAGGAGAGAUGUAUUUUUGAGGAAAGUAUUCAACAAUGAUAAAUCAACCAUCUUCAGAGGCACUUAAUGCUGCUACUUACGUGGAAAAUUAUUUAGAUUCCGUUGAAAAUUUUCCAAAUGAAGUGCAAAGGCUUGUGUCUAGAAUUAGGGAAUUACAUGUUUGUUUUAUAGCUAAAGUCAAGGAAGCUAAACAUUGGAAAAAACAGGCAGAUGAAAAUCCAAAACAAAAACAAAAAUGUUAUCUUAGAAUGCAAAUAGCUCUGAGUGCAGCUCAAGAAAUAGGUGACGAAAAGAUGUCCGUGGUUCAAACCAUGAAUGACAAGAUUGAGCUGAGGUGUCGAUCUUUGAACAUGGAUUUAAGAAAUUUGGAUGUUACCAGAGAGGAUCAAAGUUCAAAUGAAAAUAGAGAUGUUCCACUACCAACUUCUUCCAGUAGUAUGACUAAUUCAGCCCCAUUAGUGGAAAGAUCCAAUAAAAGGUCACGUCGAGGGGGAAGGAAUGAUACUUAUACUGAAAAUAACCAGGUAGAGCCUAUGGUUGAAACGCCAUCAAAAAGUCAGAUUCAGUCUGUACCAAAUUCAUCUCAAAGAAAGACAAAUACUGGGAAAAAGAAGAAAAGGAAGUCUAGGCAAAAUACUCAGACUCAGAGGGAAGAUCAUUCUUCCAAAGAAGAAGAACCUAUUAUUGAUCCUGAUGAACCAACUUAUUGUUUAUGCGAUCAAAUUUCUUAUGGUGAAAUGAUUAUGUGCGACAAUGAUCUUUGCCCUAUAGAGUGGUUCCAUUUUUCAUGUGUGUCUCUCACAACAAAACCCAAAGGAAAAUGGUAUUGCCCUAAGUGUCGUGGUGAUCGGCCCAAUGUUAUGAAACCUAAGGCACAGUUCCUUAGGGAGUUAGAAAAGUACAACAAGGAGAAAGAAGAGAAAACAUAACUCCUCUGAGGAACCGUUGUCGAAGUGUUCUUUGUUUUAAUAUAUUUGUCAGUUUAUUGUUAAGAAUAGUUUAGCAGGUAAUAUUUUAAAUUUUUUACUAUGCAAUUUUUUAUUGUAUAAUAAAAAAGUGUUUUUAUUCGUC
Coccinella septempunctata (seven-spotted ladybird) is the source of this 1174-nucleotide messenger RNA. RefSeq names its product inhibitor of growth protein 2-like. The record is from RefSeq and is a predicted model, not a curated record. The transcript is spliced from 3 exons. Gene Ontology annotation, biological process: positive regulation of DNA-templated transcription. The coding region runs from base 139 to 1032 and encodes 297 amino acids. Lineage: Eukaryota; Metazoa; Arthropoda; Insecta; Coleoptera; Coccinellidae. Gene Ontology annotation, cellular component: nucleus.